AUGGCGAUUCCAGGCCUUCAAAGCAGUAUUGGCGCAGUACAAAUCGGUUCUCUCUUUUCCGUUUUCCUAUUCGGUAUCGAGACGCUGCAAACACAUCUGUAUUAUCAACAAUUUCCGGAUGAUGCUAUCCAUCUCAAGAUCAUGGUUGGAUUUAUAUGGCUUGUCGAGCUUGCGCAUACGUUCUGCGUAUCGGCGGAAAUAUACAGGCUCACCAUUAUCGAGUACGGUCAAAUUCUGAAACUCCUGAGCGGGUACUUCCCGUACCUCGCGGCCUCCACCUGUCUAAGCACAGUGGUUACAAUGAUCGCCCACGCCUUUUUCUCUGGACGGAUCUGGAGGGUGAUGCCAAAGCCAUGGAACUUCGUCGGGGCAUUCUUCUUCGUCGUAGCCAUCGUCAGGUUUAUUGGAAGUAUGGUCGUUGGAGUCGAAGCAGUGAAGGGCGACGACAUCGUUGAGUACUCGAAGAAAUGGGGCUGGUUGGCGAUGGCGGUACUCAUCGCCGGGGCGAUUAUCGACAUUGGUCUUUCCUCGUCUCUCGUCAUCUAUCUGUACUCACAACGACGCAAAGUUUUCUCUCGCUCGACGCAACUCAUCGAUAAGCUUGUUCAGUUCGCUGUAUGCACUGGGUUGUUGCCUAGUCUCACAGCUAUCGCUCUCGUUAUUGCCUUCAACAUCGAGGACCGCUCAAUGGUCUGGGUCGCUAUCUAUACCUGCCUAGCGAAGCUCUACUCCAACAGUGUCCUCGCAGCUUUAAACACUCGAGCAAGCCUCAGGUCAUCACGAAAGACGUUCGUUACCGGAUCUUCUACAGGCUCUGAACACCGUCAUCAUCGCGGCGGGACCGUCAGUCGAGGGAAUGCUCAUCCCAAUGACUUGGUGAUCUCCGUAGAGAUGAAGUCGACCGUCACCCAUGACAUCGAUAUGGACGACCGUGGAUAUCCUCAGGGACCCCUUGACGUGAAGCACGCACCAGAACCAACAAGUGGCUGGACAGACGGGCAUAGAGUCGUGUAG
Coprinopsis cinerea okayama7#130 is the source of this 1014-nucleotide messenger RNA. RefSeq lists its product as hypothetical. Lineage: Eukaryota; Fungi; Basidiomycota; Agaricomycetes; Agaricales; Psathyrellaceae. The record is from RefSeq and is a predicted model, not a curated record. Bases 1 to 1014 code for a protein of 337 amino acids. The transcript is spliced from 11 exons.